Messenger RNA from Sander lucioperca (pikeperch), 1517 nucleotides. Its product is annotated as adhesion G protein-coupled receptor G3-like. Lineage: Eukaryota; Metazoa; Chordata; Actinopteri; Perciformes; Percidae. The record is from RefSeq and is a predicted model, not a curated record. Gene Ontology annotation, biological process: adenylate cyclase-activating G protein-coupled receptor signaling pathway; cell surface receptor signaling pathway. The transcript is spliced from 10 exons. Gene Ontology annotation, molecular function: G protein-coupled receptor activity. The coding region runs from base 478 to 1440 and encodes 320 amino acids. Gene Ontology annotation, cellular component: membrane.
GAUGACAGCAUUGGAAGCUGUACAGUGAGAAGCAAACCGAUCCCAAACUUCAUUCAUCGGAGGGUGAACUGGUCUGAAAAGGUUGAAGCGAGUCCCACUCCUGAACACAGCGUUUACAUCCCAGCCUCGGCUCUCCAGAGCAGCAAAGGAACUGUGCCUGACAAGGAGGCACUGGUGGUGACCACUGUGAUCAACAGCACUUUAUUCCAGCUGAGUCCCAAUCGGUCAGAAGCGAGAGGAGUCAUACCACCAGACUGGCCUGUUCUGGGGGGGUUAGUCCUGUUCGUGAGGGCAGGGAACCUUCCUGUCAAAAACCUCUCCCAACCCAUCAAAUUAACCUUCAAACACAACAAACAGGUGGGAGAUGGGACAUGUGUGUUUUGGCAGGAGUCAACUCUUAAUGAUGGAGGUAGCUGGAGCACAGAGGGCUGUGAUACCGAUGACACCGGAGCUGAAUUUAUUUGCAGCUGCAACCACAUGAGCUUCUUUGCUGUGCUUGUGAACCCUGUGUUAGAAGUGGGAGAAAGUGAUGCUGUGAUCCUGAGCUACAUCACCUACAUCGGCUCAGCGCUCUCCAUCUUCUUCACAGUCAUCAGCUUGAUCCUCUAUAUAUGUCUACAACGUCGGCGUCCAGAGAAGGCUAUCGGGGUGCAUUUGCAACUAUCAGGAGCGCUGCUCUGCCUCCAUCUCACCUUCCUGCUGUGCAGCUUCUGGGUGUGGCAUCUGAAUGAGAAUGAGGAGGGCUGGGUGUGUCAGGGUCUGGGUCUCUUUUUACACUGGUCCCUGCUGGCCACCUUCAGCUGGGCGGCUCUGGAAGGCUUCCACCUCUACCUUCUCUUAGUCCGAGUCUUCAACAUCUACGUCAGGAGAUACCUGCUAAAGCUCAGCGUGGUGGGAUGGGGUGUUCCAACACUGGUUGCAGCGGUUUGUGGGAUUUCAGGUGUUUAUGGCAAAUACAGUCUAAGGGCUGCCAACAACCAGACUUCAACAGCACAGAUAUGCUGGAUGAGCAGCCAGUUCCCACAGAGGCUCCUAGUCAGCUACAUCACUACCGUGGCCGUCCCAUGUGUGCUGAUGAUACUGUGUAAUUCCUGCAUGCUGGGGCUGGUGGUGUUUAAGCUCUGGGGGCUACGGGCAGGUAGUGGAGGCACUGAAAGCAGUGGCUGGAAGAAGAUAAAUAGGGAGAAAGGGAUGAAGUUAUUGAAAGACUGUGCCACAGUGCUGGGCCUCAGCUGUGUGCUGGGCUUACCUUGGGGGUUAGCGAGCAUCACCUACAUCUCCCUCCCUGGGAUCUACAUAUUCACUAUACUAAACUCCCUGCAGGGCGUGUUUAUGUUCCUGUGGUCUGUGGCUUUGACCUGCAAGUCUCGAUCUGACAAUAACUCUUCAACCAGAGACCCUUCUUCUCAGAAAAUAAUGACUACCAGUUUCAACAACUGAUGUCCACAACUACAACACAUGUAUUAUCUAUUGCCUAUAUUAGGUGUUCCUUUGGAGUCCAGUUAAGUGCAGUUAAA